Agrilus planipennis (emerald ash borer) is the source of this 1554-nucleotide messenger RNA. Its product is annotated as synaptogyrin. The record is from RefSeq and is a predicted model, not a curated record. Lineage: Eukaryota; Metazoa; Arthropoda; Insecta; Coleoptera; Buprestidae. The coding region runs from base 273 to 971 and encodes 232 amino acids. Gene Ontology annotation, cellular component: synaptic vesicle membrane; neuromuscular junction. The transcript is spliced from 5 exons.
AGCUUUCUUUUUAAUGUUACUGAACGUUACCGAAAAAAUAAACACUGCUGUGUCAACUCUGACAAUCAACUGUUUACCAAUUGUUGCUAGCAUUGAUAGUAUUCAAUAGUAUUAUUUUGCAGUGAAAACUAAUAGGUAUAGUUCAAGAAUGGCUUUCGUGUGCUUGUCUAUUUAAUAUAUUUUCUGGUCUAAAAGAAAAAAUUGUGUAUAUCUUCGUAAAAGUCAUUAAACUGCAACAAAAGUAAAUUGACUUGAUAAGCAGUUUUAAAAAGAUGGAAGGUACUGGAGCGUACGGUGGUGGUAAAGCUGGAAGUGCUUUUGAUCCUAUUGCUUUUGUCAAAAGACCUCAAGUUAUUCUACGUUUGGUCUGCUGGCUAUUUUCAGUAGUAGUAUUUGGAUGUAUAUCAUCUGAAGGAUGGAUGAAAACUGAUAAGGAUGAAAAAGAAGUUUGUCUGUAUAAUGGUGAUAGUAACGCUUGCAAUUAUGGAGUUGGAAUCUCAGUCAUAGCAUUUUUAGCAAGCAUGGGUUUUAUUGCUGGUGAAUACCUUUUUGAGCAAAUGUCAUCUGUGAAAACACGUAAACAUUAUGUUCUUGCAGAUCUUGGAUUUUCAGUAAUGUUUUUAGGAUUUUGGGCUUUUCUAUACUUUGUUGGCUUUUGGUAUUUGGCCAGUCAGUGGGGCAAAUCCUCUACACCUCCAAACAAGUAUGGUGUUAACAAUGUACAAGCAGCUAUUGCUUUCUCGUUCUUUUCAAUGUUUACUUGGGGAGCUUCUGCAUUCUAUGCAUAUCAGCGUUUUCGUCAAGGGGGUGAUGCAGCUUUUGCUCCUAGCUAUGAAGCUGAUUCAGCAAUACCAACAUCAUAUCCCUCAUAUCCAAGUGGUGCUGAUAACGACACACACUAUCAAGAACCCCCUUUUUCUGCAGGUAUCAACCAAAGAGCAUCGGGAGACUUCUCUGCCCCAGCAUAUUAAUAAACGAUCGAAUCUCACAAAUUAUGAUCCAAAAUAACUGGAGACAAAAAUUCAAUGCAACUGCUGUUAUUACUACCACUAAAGUACUUCUAUGAUGAAAUGAAAUAUGUAGAGAAUAUAUAGAACGUUUUAAAUGUGUUAGAUGAGGAAAGAUAAAUUCUUAAUAAUUUUUUCUUUCUUUUCUUUUACUCAUUUGGACCGAGUUUGUGAUAUUAAUUGUAGCCUAAUAUCGAAUGUUGUUUAUGCAUAGGUGUAUUAUUUAUUAUAUUUUAAUAUUACACAUACAUUAGUGAUUAGUAUGACAACCCGAUAACAUUACACUCAUUUAUUAACAUUGCAGUAUUUGUUGUUUUAAAGUAUUUCUUUGCACAUUUUUGUAUGAUAAUGUAUUUUUUUUUAUUAUUAUUACUUUCAUGAAGUAGAAUAUUAUUCGUAAUAAUAACAAAUAACUACUGUAGAUUAAAUUACCCGGAAGAAAGGAAAAUAAACUACAGUAUUUAUUUAUGCAAUGAUUACUAGAUGUAUUUAUACAUUUAAGGUUUCUGCUGGAGAUUUCACAUUCAAUAAUAGUAUUUUGUUCUGA